UUCAAAUAUCGGAGGCAAAUAUGCAGAAAAAGCAGACAUUUAUCCGCCUCAUUUACUCACUCGCUAACACAUGCUUGAUUUGCUCCGCGUCGAAAGACUACGGGUGACGAUGAGAUUUUCUGUGAUCGUGACAACCACGGAGCGAUUACGGGCAUUGAUCAUUUGAUUUACCAUCGUUUGAUCCCUGAUGCUAUGUGUGGCUAUCGCGUCGUUCUAGAAGCAUAGCUCUGUAGAAUGACAGCUCGACAUUUAAUGCCGAUGACAUAAUUAUCCAUGCUUCGUGCAAACGACCUUGAAGAACGAACACUUCUCCUCUCUUGGCUCUCAGAGUCGUUGCUCGAUGAGUGUUCUGUUAAUUUUCUACAAUGAAUAUCAGUGCGCCGCCGAUGAUCAAGAUGUCCAAUAUUUACAACAAUUCAGCAGUGCGAUUCUGGCACUUUAUAUUCCACGAUUUAUCCGAUCCUCGAACUAGAGACUGGUUUCUCAUACCGUCACCCAUACCCGGUCUUAGUAUAAUAAUUGGCUAUCUGUAUUUCGUAUUAUCAUGGGGUCCGAGAUACAUGAAGCCUCGGAAGCCAUACCAAUUAAAAAAUAUUCUAAUCGUGUACAAUUUUCUACAAAUUAUUAUUAGCAUAUGGUUGUUUUGGGAAGGCUUGACCGGUGUAUGGCUCCAUAACUCCUACAACUGGAGAUGUGAGCCUGUGGACUUUUCGUAUUCCCCGCACGCUCUGAGAAUUGCAAGAGGUGUUUACACAUAUUUUCUGGCGAAACUCACGGAGCUCCUUGACACAGUGUUCUUCGUCUUACGCAAGAAAGAAAAGCAAAUCACAUUUCUCCAUAUGUACCAUCAUACCGUGAUGCCAAUGAUAUCGUGGGGUGCUACAAAAUAUUAUCCCGGAGGCCACGGUAUUUUUAUAGGAAUCAUUAAUAGCUUUGUGCACAUCAUCAUGUACACUUAUUAUCUAUUGGCAGCGUUGCUACCUCAUUAUCAAUACCAACGAUACCUUUGGUGGAAGAAGUACAUUACCACUUUGCAAAUGACUCAAUUCUGUCUGGCCUUCCUGCACAAUAGCCUAUUAUUGUUCUACGACUGCGACUAUCCGAAAUUUUCGCUAAUCUUUACCCUGCCGAACGCGAUGUUCUUCUAUUUCCUCUUCUCGGAUUUUUAUAAUAACGCCUACAGUCCGAAGAAGGAAAAGGACGACUCAACACCAUCGAUCCAGAACUCGGACAGAGCAAACGACAUCGCGAAGAAAGUGAGCAACGAAGAGAUACCAAACGGAAAAGGGAAAAGCGACUAAUUGGAAACAGCUGAAGAAGAAGAUAACGCGACCGCAGUAAUUCGCGACGCCAUUACCAUUCCGCUCUAUCACUUGAAUCGCAACUACAGUUUCUAUCCCGUUAAUUUUGCCGACGUGUCAGAAUAGUAAAGAACAUUCAGAGAGAAUCAAAAGACACAAUGCAAAAGUAAAUCGUAACGAUCGAGAAGAUCUGACAUUGGCGCAAACCGAGUACAUUUAAUUAUUUAGAGAUUUAAAUUUUUAGUUUCUUUUUUUUUACACAAGCUAAAGCCAUUCAUCUAUUAUGCAUCUUUUAUCCUGCAUUUUCUUAUCUUUAGUGUAUUCUUAUAUUAUAAUGAAAUUUUGACAGUUAAGUCAAUGUCAAACUUCAGUGCAUAAUUAGCAUAGGAUAUCUCAACUAUCACAUAGUGAAAAAUGAAUAUCAUAAAAUUCUCUAUGCGAAGUUGAUAAUUUCAGCAGAAUGUACUAUAUAUUAUGUCAUUCAAGAAAAGCAAUAUUACUGGGAAUUACAUAUUACAUAGCAACAGCUAAAGAUCAAACAUUCCAUAUACCUCGAAAAAUUUAUAAAACAUCACAUAAUAUAUGCCGAAAAAAUAUAUUCAUCUAUAUUUAAAGCUUUGCUAUUGUCAUAAUCCCCGGUGCCGAAUGGUCAGUUUUCUAACUUCAUGCGCAGCACGACGCUUAUAAGAUUAUACAGAUUAAGAGCAUUAUCCUAUAUGCGGUUAUAAAUAGCUAGAUUCUGUAAUUAUCGUUGGGCAUUUGCGUUUUUUGAUAUGUCAAAAUAUAUGCGUAACGACAUUUACAGAACUUACAACUAUCGGUAGCCAUGUGCAGAAUAGUAAUCUUUUAAUCAUAACUGUGUAAUUGUGAAUUGAAUUGUGGUUUUGGAUUGUAAGGAGGAUACGAACAGAAAUACGAGCAGGAAUACAGAUCACACUGUGAUGAAAAGUUAAUACUUUUUUGUACUUUCAAAUUUGCUAUCUUGUGACAUAAACUAUAUGUAUAUCUAAUACGACUAAUUAUUCGACUAAAGCCAAUCAUACGAUACUAAGAUAUGGUACUAAUGAAUAUCGCGUGCCCUAUAUAUACAAUUUUAGAUAGAUAGUUAUUUAACGAAUAUAAAUCAUACCAAUUGUUUAUGAAUGCUAAUGAAAAGUUUAUAAAGAUAUUCAAAAGAGGAUAUUCCAAAGAUUUAUCAGAAUAUAGAAAUCGUAUCGAUAGAGUUAAUCAUAUAUGGAUAUAAUAUAUACAAUCAUUUAAUUAAAAUAUGUCAAUCAAAAGCACUUUUUUAAAAAAAGCAAUAAUAUUAGAUUUUCCCGUUCUUGCAUGUAUGAUAUACGAUAUAUUGCAAUGAUAAAUGUAGAGAGAAUGUAGUGUAUAAAGAUAUAUAUAUAUAUAUAUAUAUAUAUAUAUAUAUAUAUAUAUAUAUAUAUAUAUUCUUUAUAUUAUAUAUCUUAUAAGAAGACACUUCUGAAAGAUAUAAGUAAAAUAUAAGUUUUAUUAUAAAGUGCAAUAUGCAUUUUUGUCAAUGAAGCUAUUUAAAUUACAGAUUUGUUGGAUACUGCCAAAUUUAUCUUGAAUUAAUCACACACAUUAGAGAAGUAAGAAAUUUUUUAAUUAAAUCUAUCAUUGAUUGAGAAAAGUUGGUUGAAAAAACAACUUAAAAUUAUGUCUAAAAUUGAGAAUAUCGUCACUAGAAAUUAUUACCGUAAAUGUUUGUACAUACUCACAUACACACAUACGUAUACGUACAUAUAACAUUUUCAAAUAAUGACUUUCAAAGUUACGCGUUAAAUGUGUUCGAAACAAGUCAAUAAUCAAAUAUAUAUAGACAAAUAAUUGUAGACAUUACUAGGAACAAAAAGUAAAUAAUUAAUACAUGACAUAAUUGUCAUUUUUCGAAUAGAAUAAUACGCCGUAAUGUAGAUACAUAAUAUUAAAAAUGAUUAUAAACCUUAAUUGUUAAUUAAACAAACAAAGUUACGAGAAAAGGACUUUUAAAGUAUUGCUCUUUUGAUUACAUUUUUUUAAUGAAAUCUAAUACAACAUUUGGUUAUACUUCAACAAUUAGAUAAUAUGAUAGUUUCUCGUUUAACAGAUUCAAUUGAAGUUGUUUUUGUGCAUUUUUGACUUGAUUUUUCUUAGUUCAACUAACAUGUGUUCUUUUUUCUAUAUCUUGCCAAAUUUUUUUUUUAAAUUUUGGUUAUUAUAUUUUUUUUUAAAUAAAAAAUUAACUAUAAAAAUAUGUUCUACAAAAUUAUUUAUUUAAAAUUUAAAACUAAUGUAUGCACUUAUUACUUAAAAAUAUUUAAUAAACUUAUUAUUUUUAUAUUAAAUUAAAUAUUUAUCAAAAAGUUUCUCUUAUAUUGUUAAAUUGAUGUGCAAAUGUGUGUUUGUGGGCCUGCGACUAUUCUAUUAGUCAUUCUCUAUUUGUUCACUCUUAAUCCUUAAUGAAAAAUAACUUGUAGAAAAAACAACUUCAGAUACGCGUCGGAAGUUGAAUAGCUAAAAUAAAUUUCAAAGAAAAUGGCUUUAAACCUGUUUGCUAAUCCCGUAGUGCCACUAUUUCCUCUUUGUCUUCUUUUAUCUAAUUUUACUGAUUUUACUAAUUUUUUAUCAAAUUUUAUUGAUUUUUAUCUAAUUUUACUAAUUUUAUUGAUAAUGCUUUCAUAUCUGGCGAUACAAAUUAUAAAAUAUACGUAGAUUUUUAAAGUUUAUGGAACACAUAUUAUUUUUUGAAGAUACUAAAAUGGGUUUCAAAUGUAAAUAAUUAUUACUUAUUACCUAUCCAUAAUUACAAAUAUUAUAUCUCUUCUAGCUUAGAUAAUCUCUCUUCCAAGUGAUCUAUUUUCGAAGAGUCGCAAUUUCAGAAUUGUUGAUCGAUUGCUCAAACUUUGAUCAAAAUCUCACGAUCUUGAACGAAUGGAUGGAUUAUUAUAUCGAUUGCAUAUUUGUAUCAUAUAAUGUACGUAUAAUUUUUGUUACAGAAUAAAAGUGUAUAUCAUUAAUAUGAUAUUAA
Cataglyphis hispanica is the source of this 4320-nucleotide messenger RNA. It is a transcript of the gene sit, whose product is annotated as elongation of very long chain fatty acids protein. The record is from RefSeq and is a predicted model, not a curated record. Bases 366 to 1301 code for a protein of 311 amino acids. NCBI's taxonomy places the organism in Eukaryota, Metazoa, Arthropoda, Insecta, Hymenoptera, Formicidae. Gene Ontology annotation, molecular function: fatty acid elongase activity. Gene Ontology annotation, biological process: fatty acid elongation, saturated fatty acid; fatty acid elongation, monounsaturated fatty acid; sphingolipid biosynthetic process. The transcript has 7 exons. Gene Ontology annotation, cellular component: endoplasmic reticulum membrane.